UCUCUCUCUCUCUCUGGGCACACCAUUCUAAGCUUGCUCUUUGCUAUCAGCGCGAGCCUCUUCGAGUGGAAUUCAGGAUGCAGCCUGCUUCCAAGGCCAACCAACGCAUCGCGAGAAUCUCCGCUCACCUUCACCCACCUAAUUUCCAGAUGGAGGAGAGCUCGGGGUUAAGGCAUGCGAAUUGCCAGGCAAAGGGCACAGCGCCAGGAUUCAAAGUUGCAAUCCUGGGAGCGGCUGGAGGAAUUGGGCAGCCUCUGGCGAUGUUGAUGAAGAUCAACCUGCUCGUCUCUGUUCUUCAUCUGUAUGAUGUUGUGAAUACUCCUGGCGUCACCGCUGAUAUCAGCCACAUGGACACGGUCCGCGGAUUUCGGGAGGAAGCCCUUGUUGUAAUGGACCUUGUCAUCAUCCCUGCUGGAGUUCCUAGGAAACCGGGAAUGACAAGAGAUGAUCUGUUCAACAUAAAUGCUGGAAUCGUCAGAACCCUUUGUGAGGGAAUUGUCAAAUCUUGCCCCAAAGCUAUUGUUAACCUGAUUAGCAACCCUGUUAAUUCCACUGUUCCCAUUGCAGCCGAAGUUUUCAAGAGAGCAGGCACUUAUGAUCCAAAGAGAAUGUUGGGUGUGACCACGCUCAAUGUAGUUAGAGCAAAUACCUUUGUGGCAGAAGUACUAGGUCUUGAUCCUAGAGAAGUCGAUGUUCCAGUUGUUGGGGGUCAUGCAGGAGUGACGAUUUUACUUCUUUUAUCUCAGGUUAAACCACCUUGUUCUUUCACUCCUCAAGAAAUUGAGUACCUGAUAUCACGCAUCCAAAAUGGCGGGACAGAAGUUGUUGAGUGAAAUUAUGACACGACAUAUUAGGCUUCGCUUCUCUGCUUCCUCACAUUUUUUUCGUGAAGCCAACUGAAUUGUGUAUGCCUGUGCCUUGACAACUUUCAGGCUAAAGCUGGAGCUGGCUCGGCAACUCUCUCGAUGGUCAUUCCUUGUUUUGGCCUUUGAAAUGUAGUCUGAUCUCUUUCAUGAACAGGAAAUUUGAUGAAUAUUGGAUAUGCAGACUCUUUUCACAUGCUCAUAUAAUGUGAAAAUGAAAUAUGCAGGCACAUGCUGCUGUGAAGUUUGCCGAUGCGUGCCUGCGUGUGUUGAGGGGUGACAUGUUGGUACUAUCGAGUGUGCAUUUGUUGCUUCUCAGGUGACUGAGCUUCCAUUCUUUGCAUCCAAAGUGCACCUUGGUCGUACUGGGGCUGAGGAGGUUCUGCCUCUUGGCCCUUUGAAUGAGUACGAAGGGUCUGGAAUUUCAAUAAUCCUGAGAUUUUUAGGUCUGCUCUGAUUACACAUCCAGGGAAGAUGGAGUGUUCUAAUUUUGGUCUUGUUUGUUAACCUGGCUUGGAAAAGGCAAAGAAAGAGUUAGCAGAGAGUAUUCAGAAGGGCGUUUCAUUUAUUAGGAAGUGAGCGGGUUAAAGAUGUUUCUUUUUGGAAUGAAAGAGAUGGCUUCUUCAUACUCUCCAGUUAUUUUCUACUUGGUUGUGGGAAGAUAUCGGAAUUCAUUCUGCAUAGCUGACGUAGGAAAAACACAGGUUUUUUUCUUCUUGAAUGUAACGUACUUGAAUGG
This is a messenger RNA of Eucalyptus grandis, 1602 nucleotides long. Its product is annotated as malate dehydrogenase, glyoxysomal-like. The coding region runs from base 78 to 833 and encodes 251 amino acids. Gene Ontology annotation, molecular function: L-malate dehydrogenase (NAD+) activity. The record is from RefSeq and is a predicted model, not a curated record. The transcript has 7 exons. Gene Ontology annotation, cellular component: cytoplasm; chloroplast. Gene Ontology annotation, biological process: tricarboxylic acid cycle. NCBI's taxonomy places the organism in Eukaryota, Viridiplantae, Streptophyta, Magnoliopsida, Myrtales, Myrtaceae.